This is a messenger RNA of Akanthomyces muscarius, 447 nucleotides long. RefSeq lists its product as uncharacterized. Gene Ontology annotation, biological process: protein folding. Bases 1 to 447 code for a protein of 148 amino acids. Gene Ontology annotation, molecular function: protein folding chaperone. Gene Ontology annotation, cellular component: prefoldin complex; cytoplasm. The transcript is spliced from 3 exons. The record is from RefSeq and is a predicted model, not a curated record. Lineage: Eukaryota; Fungi; Ascomycota; Sordariomycetes; Hypocreales; Cordycipitaceae.
AUGCCAACCCCACAUCUGUUCAAACAACGAGAGCUUCGUCACAACAAGUCUGUUUCUCCAUCAGCUGCAUCUGUUUUCCAACAAACGAAGAUGUCGAUAUCAAACGAGGCUCUGCAGAAGCUCGCCCGCGAGAUCGAGGUACAGGCUGCUUCCGCGCAGCAACAAAUCGGCAUCGCACGCACUCAAAUAGCUGGCAAACAGAGAGAAGAGCGGCUGGUAAAGCUCACACUAAGCGAGCUUAGCGGCCUGCCGAACGAGACUGUGGUAUACGAAGGCGUAGGCAAGAUGUUUGCAGCCAUACCUGUCACGGAUAUGGCACAAAAACUAGAGGGCCAGACGAGAGACCUGGACAAUGAAGUAGAAAAACUCAGGAAAAGACUAGUCUACCUGGAAACGACGCACAAAAACAGCCGCGAACACAUCGAGCAGAUGCUACGAAAAGCCUGA